Molecule: messenger RNA, 1890 nt
Organism: Pimephales promelas (fathead minnow)
Lineage: Eukaryota; Metazoa; Chordata; Actinopteri; Cypriniformes; Leuciscidae
Source: RefSeq, a predicted model, not a curated record
CAGCCAUUUUAGUUUCAGUUUCGCUCAACUCUCUCAAGCAUUAAGCUCCAUGUGACUGCUUCUCCAGUUUUCUUUAAUGUUUAUGCCUUCGAAAGCAUUGACAUUUCACUCUCCUUUGAAUCAUAUUGGAGUAAACAUCAGGAGUUUUUUGGAAAACUACACCCUGACUCCAGUCUUUAUUUAAAGGGCUUGCUUUUGGCUUGCUGCUGAAUUGUGUUCACACAUAUGGAAACGCACAAGGAGAGCAGUAUAACCAGUGUAGGAGAUGAGACGUAUUCAGCAGUACUGUGUCAAAAACCAGGUGAUCGAUACAGACCAGUUGGAUACUUUUCCACAAAGAUUCCUGUCACUAUUAUUGGGCAACCACGAUGUAUACAAGCCCUCGAUGGUGCAUGGGCAGUGGAUGCUGUUGAGAAUUUGAUAGGAGCACAAACUAUCAUAUUGCACACUCCACACAGUAUAGUGACACUGCUGAACAACACAAACAUCAAAACCAUAACUGACGCAAGAAGAGCAAAAUGGGAAGCAACUUUGUUGAACAAGGAUUUGAGAGUGGAAAUCAUCAGGGACACUUCUCUUUACCCUGCAACAAUGAUGCUGGAACCACAUGAGGGAAUACCACAUGAGUAGGUAAAACAAGUAGAAGAAGAUAGUCUUGGUCCUGUUAAUCCAAUCCCUCUUGAAAAUCCAGACAAAGAGUUAUGGGUCGAUGGAUCCAGUUAUUAUGUAGAUGGAAAAACGACACACUGGAUGGGCUGUAGUGGAAGCUGAUGGAACUGUUGUGAAGAAAGGACCUCUUCCUGGCAAAUUUUCACCACAAGUAGCCGAGCUUGUAGCACUUACAGAAGCUUUUGAAUUAUCUGAAGGAGAACGAGUCAACAUCUAUACAGAUAGUCGAUAUGCUUUUGGUGUGGUCCAUGACUACCUUGCCCCGUGGAAGAGACGUGGACUCAUCACCAGCAGUGGGAGCGAAAUACAACAUGCUUCCAUAAUUCGUCGCUUAAUUACAGUAUGUCACUUACCCAGAGAAGCAGCAGUGAUCAAAGUAAAAUCACAUCAAUCUGACAAGUCCAAAGAAACUCAAGGAAACACGGCAGCAGAUGCAGCAGCUAGAGAAGCAGCUCUACUCCAUCUUACUCCUUUUACCCUGGUAAAGGAAAAUACCAAGGAUAAUCCUGAGCUCCAUCUUCUGUCAUAUCAGUUAAAGACAGAUGAAGAGAAAAAACAAUGGAUAAAAGAGGGAGCGAAAGAGGAUGAUCAAGGUAUCUGGAGAAUUCCAACAGGACAAGUAGUGAUGUCUAUUGGUACAAGAAGAGAACUAAUGCAGCUGUAUCAUGGAAAAGUGCAUGCUGGAGCAAAAACAAUGAAAGCUCAAAUCAGUGAAACUUGGUGGUGGCCACGAAUGAUGAGAGACAUUGAUGAUUAUUGUAGGAGAUGUUUGAUAUGCCUCAAAGCAAAUGUGGGAAAAUCUGUAAAGGUGCGAAUGUCACAUGCAUCCAGACCAACAGGUCCAUGGACACAUCUCCAAAUUGAUUUCACAGGACCUUUAUCACCUAGUGGAGGGUAUCGAUACAUACUUGUAAUCAUGUACAACAAUAAGAAAGUGCGAGAAGCUCAACAGCAAUGGGAUGAAAAACACACCACUACUGACAUUCCACACAUUCCCGAGCUAGGCAGUUUCGUUAUGAUCAAACGAAUUGCUAGAAAGGGUUUAGAGCCUAGAUGGGAAGGACCUUAUGAGAUACUCUUAACAACAGAUACAAGUGUUUGUCUCAAAGAGAAGGGUGUAGGAACAGAUAGAUGGUAUCAUUGGUCACAUGUGUAGCAAAUGCAACAUUUAAUAAUAUACAUAAAAUGUAUUUAAGGGGGCCGAAGGCCAAUUUAGCUAAA